ACGUACAUUCGGCCGUGUUUACGCCUAAAUGCAUGCGAUUUUGUUGCAUGCCAUAAUACGUGUUUGUGAACGGUUGUAACAGUAUUAGUGUAGGCAUAAGAUAGGAUAGGAUUAAGAAAUAUUGUAAAUAUAGAUAGAACCCAAAACGCAUUCGACCAGAGCAGACGUCCCCCCUUGAACAGCACAACGAACCAUCCGAACAUUUGGUCCUUCGAACCGGAUAGUUCCUGUUAGUUACCGUUCCUAUUGUUGUUUAAGUUACGUUGGUUUUGUGCAAAGUUAUAGUGUUUAUCGUCCUGGUGUUGUUGUGAACAAUUUGCGCUUGCGCUCGUAAGAACUUUGUGUCAGUUGUAACCAGCGAAGGUGUAAGGACGGAGAACGACAGUGUUUUUAUUUGUUUUCAAGGGGAAUUUGUGAUUUGUUUAAGUUUCACAUAGUAAUUUGUUCGAAUGCAGAUAAGUAAUUGCACGCGGACUUAACUAAGCGUGGGUUCAGGGUGUUGACCUUUCGAUUUGUCGGUGAACUAGUGAACUAUCAAGGACGGACAUUGCACAAGGUUUAGUGUGUUUACAGCAGUGGUAUUAGUGUAGUGUUUCGUACGCUGGAAGGAAAGUUCAUCGAUGAACAGUUCGGUGCCGUAGCAAGUUCUUCGAUAAGGAUAGAAGCAGCCAUUGCAACUAACCCACGGUGAUUAGGCAGGAACGGCGGUAGUGGCAAUUUUUGAAGCUUUAUCCGUGAAGUGUGGAACAAGCUUGCUUGCAGAGAUUGAUGUUGUGCCGAUAGCAAGGUUCAAAUUAUAGAAUUCAGUGUGUGGUCAACACGUGGCUUGAUAGUGGUAUUAGUGCGAAAGAACUAAGUACGUUAACCUUACAACGCAACGCGUCAGAGUGAACAGCUUUGAGAGUACGACAGGGUUCAUCAGUGAAGGAAGUGAAAAAUAUUUAAAAUGCCUGCAGGGGACAAGCAACAGAAACAAUUACAGCAGCUGCAGCGCUUAUAUCGCGAUAGUUUGCGUAGCAUUGACAUUUACGAAGAGUUUGUGAACAAUUACGAUCCAGCCAGAGAUAGUGACCAGGUCCCAGUGCAAUUAGAACAGUUAGAGGAAGUGAAAAAUGCAUUUACAGAUGCUCGAGCACAGUUACUCAUCGAAGAGUCAAGCGUCGAAGACGAAAUGUGGAAUGAUCAAAGGACAUUCAUGACAAAAUAUAUGAAGGUGAAGGGUUUUUUGUGCGCACAACAACGAGUAGAUGCAACAAAUCUUGUGGCUAGCAGUACGUUUCAAACAUCAGUGACGCAUACACCAUUACGACUUCCCGAAAUCAAUCUGCCUUCAUUCGACGGCGAUGCAACGAAAUGGCUCACUUUUAAAGAUCGUUUUACCUCUAUGGUUCAUGAAGUGAUAGAACUCCCAGAUGUAACAAAACUGCAGUAUCUGUUGACGGCGUUGAAGGGAAGUGCAGCAACACCAUACGAUCAUACGCAGUUAGUAGCAGAAAACUACGAGUCAACAUGGAAAUCAUUGCUACAGCGUUUUGAUGAUUCUAAGAGAAUAAAACGAGAAUAUUUCAAGGCACUUUACCAACUGGAGUCUAUGAACGGGUCAAGCGCUGAGGAGUUGGCACGUCUUGUAAAUGAGACCAGGCGGCUGGUACGAGGGAUGGAGAGGUUGAAUGAGCCGGUAAAUCAAUGGGACACUCCGCUUACAAGUUUGAUUCUCUACAAGCUAGAUUCUGCUUCUUUGAUGGCCUGGGAACAAUAUUCUGCCGAUCAUGAGGCAGACACGUAUAAACGUAUGAUUGAGUUCUGCGAGAAACGAGUGAAAAUACUAAGUAGCUGCACCACACACACAACGAACGCUGUAGACACAAGGCCGGCAAGGGUGGUCGGCAGUUCAUCACCACGUAGUUAUGCAGCAGCGCGUCAGAAGAAAGAAAGUGCGACCUUUUUAGCAUGUGCAGCACAAACUCCCAAGGCAGCCUCUAAUACCUGUCCGGUCUGCAAGGCUGAUCAUAAUGUGGCGAAGUGCACCUCAUUCAGAAGCAUGGACUUGUCCCAAAGGCAGACGGUUGCGAAGGAAGCUAGGUUAUGCUUCAGCUGCUUAAGAAGAGGACAUUCUAUACGAUUUUGCAGAAUGCAUGGCAGAUGUUUAAACUGCAAUGGAAGGCAUAACACUUUAUUGUGUAUCAAGCAGGGAGAGUUUCCAGUAUCAACAAGCUCAGAGACAUCAGCGCUGCCAAUUAGUGCGACACUUCAGGACAAGGUAGAGAAGCCACAAAAAACCGUCUGGUUGUCAACAGCUCUUAUUUUGGUAGAAGGGGUUAAUGGUUCUACGAUUCCUGCACGAGCCCUCCUGGACAUGGGAGCCCAGUCUAACUUUAUGUCCGAAAGAUUGGUUCAGCAGCUAAAACUAAAGAAGGAACGAGUUCACAAGCCGCUGUCAGGAGUGGGAACCGUUGCAUUGACCGCGAACAAUUUGGUUUCGACAACUGUCAAAUCUAGAACAACCACAUUUGUUAAGAGGCUGGAGUUUUUAGUACUGGCAAGGGUAACAGCUAACUUCCCAUCGAGAUACGUGAAAGUCGAAGGCUGGAAUGUUCCAUCAGGAUUGGAAUUGGCAGAUCCAUCAUUCUACCAGCCUGGAUCAAUAGAUCUUUUAUUGGGGGCGGAAGUGUUUGCCGAUAUGUUGAAGCAAGGUCAGAUCAAACUCGCGCCCCACUUACCCAAGCUACUCGAAACUCAUCUUGGAUGGAUAGUUAGUGGCACUGUGUUUGAGCAUCCUAAAGGAAGUAUUGAUGAAGCCCAUAUUGCGUGCUGUGCUGUUGAAGACGAUAGUUUUGAUACGGCAAUGAAGCGGUUGGUGAUGCUGGAAGACCUUCCAACAGAAAGAAUUCGCUCAAAGGAAGAGGAACAAUGCGAGCGCAGCUACCAAGAAACAACAUACCAGAACGAGGAAGGCAGAUACGUGGUUCAGCUGCUCAAACGGUUCGAUUGGAAGACACUUGGAGAAUCCAAAGAAACUGCACUGGAAAGGUUCAUGGCUAUGGAAAGGCGAAGAAAAUCGGACUGCAGGCUCGACGACGCUUACAAAGCCUUUAUGAAAGAGUACCUUGAUCUUAAACACAUGUCAUAUUUGGGUACGUAUGCAGAAAUCGAUACAAAUAACUUAAGACCUUCUUUCUUUCUUCCACAUCAUGCGGUUUGGAAAACGGACAGCACCACCACUAAAUGCAGAGUUGUAUUCGACGCAUCAUGUAAAACAACUUCUGGUCGGUCCCUGAAUGAUGUGCUAUUAACCGGUCCGCAACUACAAGACGACGUUGUAUCGAUACAGCUGCGAUUUCGGAUGAAACUAGUAGCUGUAGUGGCAGAUGUGGAAAAAAUGUAUCGUCAGAUACUCGUGAAGGACUGCGAUAAGGCAUUGCAACGAAUUUUGUGGCGCAGCGAUGCUAAUGAGCCGAUAGCAGUGUACGAGUUGAACACGGUCACAUACGGCACGGCCUGUGCUCCGUUCUUAGCCAUCCGAACCCUGCAGCGAAUCUUUGAUGAUCAUGGCACCAAGUUUCCGAAGGCAAUGGCAUGCAAGGCAGAUUUUUACGUCGAUGAUUUGCUGUCCGGUGCAACGACAACACGUGAUGCACAAGAAAUGGCCGGGCAGUUAAAUAAGUUACUUUCGUGCGGAGGAUUCAGUUUAAGAAAGUGGGCAUCCAAUUGCCCAGAAGCGCUGAAAGAUAUUCCGGAAGAUCAAAGAGCAACCAACCCACAGCAUGAAUUGGCAGCCGAGACCAGCUCUAUUUCGACGCUUGGAUUAUUGUGGACACCUGAAUCGGAUAUUUUACAAGUCCAGGUUAAGCUACCGAUACAGGAGAGCAAAUGCACGAAACGACAGGUGCUAGCAUGUAUUGCACGUAUCUACGAUCCACUCGGCUUCAUAGAUCCGGUUAAGAUGAAGGCCAAGCUUUUUAUGCAGCAAAUUUGGAUGUUGAAGGGAACAGAUAAGCGCGCUUGGCCAUGGGAUGAAGAACUCCCGGAACAGUUGGCUCGAGAUUGGAUGUCAUUUUUUAUGCAGCUACAUCUCUUGGAAAAGGUACGCAUUCCACGGGUAGUUAUUCAGAGUGAUACGUUAUCGAUGCAGUAUCACCUGUUCUGCGAUGCAUCAGAGAAAGGCUACGGUGCGUGCUGCUACGUUCGAAGUGUCUCGACCAGAGGAGAGGUGUUAGUUCGACUGAUGAUUUCAAAAUCCAAGGUGACACCGUUAUCUCAGAGGAUGACCAUUGCACGUUUGGAGCUCUGUGGCGCGUUACUGGCAAGCAGAUUGUACGAGCAAGUAAAACAGGCAAUUGGCCGCGAUGAGCCUACAUUCCUGUGGACCGAUUCGAUGACCACUUGGCAUUGGAUUCAUUCCCCUCCAAGUCGGUGGAAGACAUUUGUUGCGAAUCGGGUUUCGAAGAUUCAAAACCUUACGGAAGGAGCCAACUGGAGACAUGUGCCUGGAGUGGUGAAUCCAGCCGAUGUGGUGUCUAGAGGCUGCGAUCCUGCAACGUUUAUGGAGUCAACAUCAUGGUGGUCGGGGCCAGAAUGGUUGGCAUCGACAGAAGAAAAUUGGCCAACAGUACCGGAGUCUAAGACUCUGGAGACGGGUGAAGAACGUUCCAACGAGUUAAUACUUUCUUCACUGGAUGAAGAAGGAUUUAUUGACCAUUUGUUCACCCGUUACGGAUCAUACUCAAAACUUCGCAUGGUAGUUGGGUACUGUUUGCGGUUUAUACAUGCUUUGCGAAUGAGAGUAAGCAGCUCAAAGGUCCAGCCUAAGUUUGGUGAGGGCCUUUCAACGGCAGAACGGCAGCAGGCAGAAUGGGUAUUGUGUCGAUUGGCUCAACGUAACUCGUUUAAUAGAGAAUGGAAGGAUUUAAACGCCAAGAAACCAGUUCAUCGAGCGUCACAUCUUCGAGGGUACCAACCAUUCAUCGACAGCAAUGGUUUAAUUCGGAUAAACGGCAGAUUGCAACAUGCAUCUCUAUCACCUGAUGCCAAACAGCCCAUAGUGAUACCGAAAAAACACCCGUUGGCAAUCCUGUUAGCUGAGUACUACCACCGGAAAAACCUGCAUGCUGGUCCACAGAUGAUGCUUACCAGAAUAAGGCAACGAUUAUUGCGGUCCUGUUUGGGUGAAGGCACAAUCGCGGAGGGCCGCCCCUAUAAAGGCUUUCGUUGCAGUAUUUGUGUGUUUUAUUACGCGUGCCGUCCACAUCGAGCUCGUGUCGGAUUUGAGUACACCAGCGUUCCUAGCUGCAUUAAGGCGAUUCGUAUCGAGAAGAGGCUUGGUAUCGGAGUUAUACUCUGACAACGGUACGAACUUCAGGGGAGCUGCGAACGAGCUACACCGCCUAUACGAGCUGCUCAAUUCUCCUGAUGACCGAAGGGAGAUCUCAUCUUGGUGUGCCGAGAACCAGAUAUCGUGGAAGUUCAUCCCACCCCGGACUCCACAUUUUGGCGGAUUGUGGGAGGCUGCAGUGCGUUCUAUGAAGCACCAUUUGAUUCGCGUCAUCGGAAAUGCGUCAAUGUCUUAUGAAGACAUGACAACGUUGCUAUCGGAAGUAGAAGCAUGCCUUAACUCAAGACCUCUAACGAUUCUUUCUAAUCAUCCCACAGAUCCAGAAGUACUCACCCCUGGACACUUCCUAACUGGCUCGCACCUCCAGCAUGUCGUAGAGGUUGAUUUGAAGGAUGUACCAGAAAACCGUGUGAACCAUUGGCGCCUCGUUCAAAAACGACUACAACACUUCUGGGAAAGGUGGCGUUUAGAAUAUAUGCAACAAUUGAAUGGGAAACACAAAUGGGAUUGCAUUGCGACAAAAAUUGUGCCAGGAACAGUAGUAUUGUUAAGAGAGGAUAAUGUAGCACCUAUGAAAUGGCCAUUGGCGAUAAUAACAGAGGUUUACCCUGGUAGUGACGGCAUAGUAAGAGUGGUAAAGGUACGUACGGCUCAAGGCAAUGAGAUUAAAAGACCAACUGUGAGAAUCUGUAUUAUACCGAAUCAAGAACGACAAAUGGCACACGAUGGAAGUUAGAUUAAAGUUUGUACAUAGCAUGUUCUAAGGUUAGGAAUAAACGCAUGAAGCUAGCAAUUAUUUCACGAAAAGGAUUACAAGCAUGCGAGGUAAAAUUAAUGAAUUUUAGGUGGUCGGCAUGUUUACGCCUAAAUGCAUGCGAUUUUGUUGCAUGCCAUAAUACGUGUUUGUGAACGGUUGUAACAGUAUUAGUGUAGGCAUAAGAUAGGAUAGGAUUAAGAAAUAUUGUAAAUAUAGAUAGAACCCAAAACGCAUUCGACCAGAGCAGACGUCCCCCCUUGAACAGCACAACGAACCAUCCGAACAGGCCGGUUUUCCAAAGGGAUGAUAAUCCCAUUUGAAGGGGCCUCCUAUUUCCGGCCUGGAUCUCGAUCUCCUGUGCAAAACCCUACUGCUUCCAAGAAAAGGGGCGACGUUUGGGGUCGGUCACAUUCCUUUCAUUGCCGGUCGCGCGAAAAAAAGAAAAGGUCAACCUCCAGAGACCCGGCAGUGUGCACAACAGUCCUUUUAAGGCUGUUCGUACGCGUUCGUCGGCCGUUUGCUUGCCGUGCGCCAUCUUUUCUCAUUUCAUUAUCCCUUUUUCACACAAUAAUGCGAGCAAACUAGCGCAGCAUUAGCGAGCAAAAUGAGUGGUGGCCAAGUUCGAAGCCGGAAACAGCCGUUAAGAUGGUGUCAUUGUCGCAUCAUAGUUGUUUGCCCUGGAGGGGUUAUUUCUGGCCGGCAAAUCACGCCCGCACGCCGCUAGCGUGAAAGGACACGAGUCGCGCGGGAAAGCGAGCGAGCGCAGACAUUCCUUCGGCUUUGUGUCUAUAAUGAGGAGCAUGAUUGGGGAAAAGGGACCAAGCCGAACGCCACUUCAAUCGUCUUGCGACAUCGUCCUGAAACAGGGGCCGGCUGACCCGGCCAACGGAGGUUUCUGCUGUGUGAGCAAAUGGCUGAGCGAGCAUCACUCAGAAAAUGCUCACAUUUUUUCUAAUUUUUCCUUGUUUUCUCUUCCCCGUUCGAGUUUAGUGAAGAAAAGGAAAGCAGAUCCUUUAAAGAACGAUCUUUGAAGGGGAAAACAACGUAAAGCAAGAGCAGCGCAUCGAAUAGCCACCGUCGAAGGCAUCAGCAGCGGAAGCUAAGAAAACUCGCUGGCUAUAAAAGCGAAUGCGAGGUGAUGAAAUUUGGCACGAGCAUUAGCAAACGGAUAAUGAUAUUAAUAAGUGAAAGCUACGGCCAUACCCGCAGACCGGAUGUGACAGGAGGAUUGAAAACAUUUUUUAAAUCUUUCAGCAGAGCGGACUGCCAACCCAAGCGUUGGCAAGCAAGGGGCAUAAUAACAAUAAUGAAUAUUGCUUUCAAGCUGUUGUUUGGGUAGCUUAAGAAACCUUUUUCUGUUUUUAACCGUUUCCGAAAGAAAAAAAAAAACUAGAGUAAGGGUCUCUUUUAAACUUUUUAUUAUAAGGAAAAAAGAUGUAACAUCUGUGCGGAGACAAAUAGGUUACAAUUUAAAUGAUUGUGUUCAGAAAUGUUUUACCCAGUUUAACGAAAAACGAAUAACUUUACCUUUACCUCAUCAUCCAGCAAAAAAAAAAAAAAACCCAAAUGGAAAG
This is a messenger RNA of Anopheles stephensi (Asian malaria mosquito), 7663 nucleotides long. RefSeq lists its product as uncharacterized. Bases 947 to 5341 code for a protein of 1464 amino acids. NCBI's taxonomy places the organism in Eukaryota, Metazoa, Arthropoda, Insecta, Diptera, Culicidae. The transcript is spliced from 2 exons. The record is from RefSeq and is a predicted model, not a curated record.